AUUUAGUUCCUGGAAUAUCUACGCAGCUCAAAAUAUUUCAGCCAAGGUGUGAAAUGGAAAGACUGGCUUAGUUUUCGUAAAGCUUUCUUCACUUCAAGAAGAUUAUGCUAAUUAAAUGCAUCUAAACUUUGCAUAUUGCUCCAAGCUUGCAAGCUCACUAAACCAGUUAGAAUGCAUAGCUGGAAAUGCCUCCUCGCAUUGCUGUUGUUGUGCAAUGUUCUCAGUGUAUAUGUUGAAGAAUCGAAUGCUCUCCGGUUUGGUGGCAGUAAUGAAAAUGGCAGUGAUGGAGAAGAAAAUGAUGAAGCAUAUGAUGAUGACCAUGAUAAUGAUGAUGAUGACAGUGAUAAUGAUGAUGAUGAUAGCAAUGAUUAUGACGACAGAAGUGAUGAAGGUGAUGGUGUCAAAUAUAAAGGCGAUGAUGACAAAGGUAAAGGUGAUGGUGACAAAGCUGAUAAAGAUGAUGGUGACAAAGUUGACAAAGAUGAUGGUGUCAAAUGUAAAAGCGAUGAUGACAAAGGUAAAGGCGAUGAUGUGAAAGGUGAUAAAGGUGAUGGUUACAAAGCUGAUAAAGAUGAUGGUGACAAAAUUGAUAAAGAUGAUGGUAACAAAGCUGAUGACGACAGUGGUGGAAAAGGUUAUGAAGGCAGUGGUGACAAAGGUAAAGGCGAUGGUGUCAAAGCUGACGGUGACAAAUCUGAUAAAGAUGAUGAAGGCGAUGGUGAAAAAGAUGAAGGUGGUGGUGAUAAAGGUGAUGACAAAAGUGAUAAAGGUGAUGAAGGUAGUGGUAAUAAAGGUGAAGGCGGUGGAGACAAAGGUGAUAAAGGUGAUGAAGUCAGUGGUGACAAAGGUAAUGAAGGCGUUGGUGACAACGAUGAUCAAGGCUAUGAUAAAGAUGGUAACAAAUAUGAUGAAGAUGAUGAUAGUAAUGAUCAUAACGAUCAUGAUGGCAACGAUGAUGACAACAAAGAAGACGAUGAAGAAGAUGUUGAAGACGACGCUGACGUUGAUGAUGAUGAAGAAGAAGAAGAUGGGGAAGAUAACUAUAAUAAUGAUGAUACUAUUACUGGUAACCUCCCGAAAGUUACCGAAUCUACUAUACUCACAACAACCCAGAAAAUUCAACCUGCCAAUGCCGUAACGUCUGCUAUAAAGUCUGGUUUCGAAUCUCCCAAUAAGACUUUCACUAAUACUUCCAACAAAGGCAUAGUCGACGUAAACAAAAAAAAAGGUGAAAAAACCAAAAAGAAGAUCGAAAGGACGACACAGGGGUUUACAUUCAGGAAUAUUUUCAAGCAUUAUAUAAUAAACAACCCCGCAAAAUUUGUGGAAAAUUGGAAAAUUUUAAUCAAGGGAAAAUCAUAGAAUUGCUGCUUUUACAUCAUUUGCUUUAUCA
Molecule: messenger RNA, 1393 nt
Organism: Argiope bruennichi
Lineage: Eukaryota; Metazoa; Arthropoda; Arachnida; Araneae; Araneidae
Product: S-antigen protein-like
Exons: 5
Coding region: 172-1362 (396 amino acids)
Source: RefSeq, a predicted model, not a curated record